AUGAAUGAGAAAGUUGAAAAUAUUACGAAAUGGUUGCAAAGUAUAGAAUAUCUUCCUCAGGGAGCAUUCGUAUCAGAACCAUUACCGACCUCUCAAGCUUUACUUCAAAGCGUUUAUAAGGGAAAUAUGAUUCCAGUCUGGGAUCACUUGUCUAGGCGAAUAUCUCCGUCCAGUUUGAAAUCGAAGUUGCUUACAGCUUCUGUUAGAACGAACCACGUUGACCAACAUUUUCAAGAUAUUAUUCCUACGAACCCUUCUAAAGUUAGGGAUAUGGAAGAUAAAAUAUUUUCACUCAGGCUUGAAUUAAAUCAACUACAGAAGAAAUUUCAAGAAAAGCUUGAUGAAUAUGAGAGAUUACUCUGCUUUUGCGAAGACUUGAAAAAAAAGAAAUCUGUUUUAGAUAACGUUACCAAGUCGGUACUUGGACGCACCCAGUUUAUUUGCUCUAGAAUUAACUCCUUUGAAACUUUGAAUAACUUAUUUUUCUUGUCAAAGAAUUUUAGUGCCGAAAAUAAGGGAGCCUCAAAUAAAAUUAUUCAGAAUUCCUUACUUUUACUGACAUCUUUGUUUGAAAAACAUUUUCACUUGCAAGGGGAAAAUAUUUGGAACACACAUUCUUUUGCUGAGCAACUUUAUGAUCUUAAGAGGAUCUCGUCUUGGUCUGUCCUCUGCCAUACCUUGACCGAACUUUCUCGAAAAGAUUCGUAUUAUUUAAGGGAUGAGAAAAAGCGCCUGUGCUUUACAAAGGAUACACAUCUUUCAAAGCAUGAAAAAUCUCAGAGUUUCUCCCAAUUUGUUCAGACCCUUAACGCCGCCUUUCUCGGGAAGAUUGACGUUAUCCGGAAAAUGGAAGCCGAAAUAAAGUUUUUUGCGGAGACUUUUGGUAAGAACUUCCAGAAACCUUGUGAGGCUGCGCAAUCUGAGCACAAUCUCUCUUUAAUGGAAGCGGAAAUUAAAGCGAAGUGUCAAGAGGUUUUGCGCGACUUCUGUCAAAAAAAAUCUUCGGAAUACCACUCGCAAAUUAUUCACUUUGAUGAAUAUAAACUGACUUUUUUUAAAAAUAAGGAAAUCUUUUCCAGCGGAUCAGUUGAUCUGGCUGCUGCCUUUAACUUGGCGAGGCAACUUUUUGGGAUCCGCUCACUGAAGAAUCUAGAGUUUGAGGUUUUCCCGGUAGUUCACACCGUUUGCGAGAAAUUGCCCUUUUUGGGGGAAAGCCUCGCAGCCCUUCUUCGGUGGGAUACUGGCCUGAAACUACGCGAGCUGGAACGCUUCUUGCGGCUCCCCUUUAGUGCUGGUGCCUGCCUGGACUGUUUGGAGCACUUCUCCUGCGAACGCAUGACUCAUGUCCGCUCGCUUGAUAAAAAGUUGCACUCAAGUUUACAGGGACCUGCUUGCGGUGCUUUGCUACUUUGUGGUUACGCUCUGGAGUGCGCUAAAAACGGAAUCUACUUCAAGGACGAGGAACACUUGUUAACUGCUACCAGUAGGAGCUCAACAGAGUUUUUUCGGCACUUUAACGAAGCAAAAUGCCAAAAAAUACUAAAAGAUCUCCAUUCUCUUGGCAAUACUUUUACGGUUUUGACAAGUUUGCUUGCUGCCAACGUGGCUGAAGUAUUAAAAAGUUUUGAGAAUUGCGAGGAGGUCAUGAAGUUAAUCGAAGAAAGGGUCGCCUUCCCUAACCGAACCUUCUCUGUUGCAAAUAAUUGAAAUGGAAAAAAUUUUCAAGAAUUUAACGCAGAAGCCCUUUAUUUAAGUGUACCACGUUGC
Zophobas morio is the source of this 1767-nucleotide messenger RNA. RefSeq lists its product as uncharacterized. The record is from RefSeq and is a predicted model, not a curated record. The coding region runs from base 1 to 1707 and encodes 568 amino acids. The transcript is spliced from 17 exons. NCBI's taxonomy places the organism in Eukaryota, Metazoa, Arthropoda, Insecta, Coleoptera, Tenebrionidae.